Metarhizium album ARSEF 1941 is the source of this 804-nucleotide messenger RNA. RefSeq names its product Frag1/DRAM/Sfk1. The transcript has 3 exons. The coding region runs from base 1 to 804 and encodes 267 amino acids. Lineage: Eukaryota; Fungi; Ascomycota; Sordariomycetes; Hypocreales; Clavicipitaceae. Gene Ontology annotation, cellular component: plasma membrane. The record is from RefSeq and is a predicted model, not a curated record.
AUGGCAGCACGUGGCUUCUUCUCAUACUGGCUGCUCCCCGUCGUCUCAUCCCUAGUAUGGCUCGGCAUGCUCCUCGGCAUGCUCCUCCACUGGAUCGUCGACACCCACCGCCGCAUCUACCCAACCAUGGAUCGCGGCGGCACCAUAGCCUACAUCAGCGACAUUGGCGCCCAGCAGCUCAAGCCGCUCUUCAUCGCCGGGUCCGCCGUCACCGUCGUCCUCCUCGACCUGGCCUUCUUCGCCGAGCGCUGGCUGCGUCACCGCGGCCGCCUCGUGCGCAACCAAUCGUCCGGCGAGAGGGCCCUCGUCUGGUUGAGCAUCCUGUUCGCCAUCGUCGGCGCCGCCGGCCUGAUCCUGCUGUCCAUCUUCGACACCUGGCGGCACCCGAGGGCCCACGACGUCUUUCUGCUUCUGUUUAUCGGCGGCUACUGGCUUUCCGCCGUCUUUAUCUGCUGGGAGUAUCAGCGGUUGGGGAUCAAAAAUCGACAACAUCGCAUCCUCCGCUCGUCUUUUUGGAUCAAGCUUGCCUUCAUCAUGGUCGAGCUCGUCCUGGCUAUCGUCUUCGUCUCGACCACUUUUACGCACAACAACAACGUCGCGGCCGUGUUUGAGUGGGCCGUAGCCUUUAUUUUCACCUUUUACGUCGCCUCUUUCAUCAUUGACCUCAAACCGGCCAUACACACCAAGAGUCAUGCGGCGAGAUUUGAAAAGACUCACCAUUUGGAGGAUGCGCUUCCUGCGAAUGGGCACAGUGCCGUCAACGGGGAUGGCUUUGUGGCUGGGCGGAAUGGGCGCCACUUGUAA